This is a messenger RNA of Daucus carota subsp. sativus, 2107 nucleotides long. RefSeq lists its product as uncharacterized. Gene Ontology annotation, molecular function: fatty-acyl-CoA binding. Bases 209 to 1804 code for a protein of 531 amino acids. Gene Ontology annotation, cellular component: cytoplasm. NCBI's taxonomy places the organism in Eukaryota, Viridiplantae, Streptophyta, Magnoliopsida, Apiales, Apiaceae. The record is from RefSeq and is a predicted model, not a curated record. Gene Ontology annotation, biological process: fatty acid metabolic process. The transcript is spliced from 5 exons.
GGUCCAACCGCCAAAAGAAAAAGCAGAGAGCAGCCAAACUCAUCAAUUCAACCAAAAAAACCAAGUAACUUCUAUGGAAUAACCGAAUAUCCCAUUUCCAUCUCUACAUUUAUUCUAUGCUUGUAUAUCCAUCCAUUCACUUGACCCUUUUCUUCUUUUUAUUUAUUUUUCUUAGUUCUUGAUCACAUAGUGUUGUUUUGCCUAGGCUAUGGAGCUCUUUCUUUUGUUUCAGCAACUGUUUUUGACAGCUUUGGUGACCCUUUGUGUUUCUUUUUUGUUGACCAAGUUCUUUUUGAGUGAUGGUGAUGGUGGCCAUGUUGAGAGAGGCCAAAAGGGUGAUCAAGAAAGUGUGAGGUUGAGCAAAGUGCUGAAAGUUGGGGGUGCUAAGAGUAAGAGGAAGAAGGUUAGGUUUGUGGAUGAUGGUGGUGAUCAAGAAGUUGGUAAAGUUGGGAACUUUAGUGGUUUUGAAGAUCAUGUUGUUGGUAAAGUUGGGAACUUUAGUGGUUUUGAAGGGUCUGAUGAGGGGAGUGAUCAUGGUGUUGAUAAAGUUGGAAACUUUAGUGGUUUUGGAGAUCAUGGUGUUGGGAAAGAUGGUGACUUUAGUGGUUUUGAAGGGUUUGAGGGGGAGUCUAGUGGGGGUUUUGAAGUGAAGUUGAGGGAUGAUAGGGAGGUGUUUGACGGGGUGGCUGAGAGGGAUGUGGGGAGUGGGGAGGUUGGUGGGGUUGUGGAAGAAUUGGGUGUUGAUAGAAGGUGUGAGAUUGAGGGGGAAAUUGGUUUUUCGGAUUUCGAAAAAAGUGUAAAGGUGGUUGGUGGUGAGAGGUGUGAUUUGGUGGGGAUGGUUACUGAGGAUAUGGGUGAGGGUAACGGAAAUGAGGGGAAUUGGGAAGAUCGAUAUUCGAGUGAGAAGAAGGAUGGUUGUGAGGAGGUUGUUGUAGAUGAAUGUGUAGGAGUAGCUGGUGAUGAUGGUGUUGAUGAUCAAAGUAGAGAGUUGGAGGUGCGGAAGAAAUUGGUUGUCGGUGAAAAUAGUGAAGGUGAUUUAGAGGUUAAGGAUGUAGUGAAUGUUGCAUUUGAUGAAGAUAUAUGUAUUGAAGAGGCUGAUAAUGAAAAAAAGGUGGAGUCAGGACAUGAUGAUGUUCUUGAGGAUCGCAGUGGGGAGGUAAGAGUUUUGAAGGACUUGGAUCCUGUGCAAAGUGCUGUAGACGGGGUAACAAAACAAGAAAAUGCUGUGAAAUCUGUCAUUGAUAAUGUAGUUACUAUUAAUAAGCUUGAAAAUGAAAAUACGAGCGUGACUCUGGCUAGUGGAGGGGUUGUUAUGGAUCAAAAUGAAGAAGUAAGGGUUGUUGAAGUGAGUCAAGGAACUGGAGUUGUGGAAAUGGAUAUAGAGAAUAGUUUAAGAAAAGGAUUGGUGAGUGACGACGAUGAUGAUUGGGAAGGGAUUGAGAGGAGUGACUUGCAGAAGGUUUUUGCUGCUGCCGCAAAUUAUGUUGAAAAUGCGGGAAAGGCUGAUAAGUUGUUGAAUCUGGGGAAUGAUGAGCAGAUGCAGUUGUAUGCCCUUCACAAGAUUGCCUUGGAAGGACCUUGUUAUGAGGGUCAACCUAUGGCGCUCAAAAUCGCUGCGCGAGCUAAAUGGAAUGCGUGGCAAAGGCUGGGGAACAUGAGUCCGGAGGUGGCUAUGGAGCAAUAUAUCAGCCUGCUUUCGGAUAAGGAUCCUGGUUGGAAGGAGGGUCAAACUUCUGUUGACCAACCAGAUCUUCAUGAAUUUGCAAAUCCUGGAACACCAGAAUCAUUAAACAAACAAAUUUAAUAAUCAUCAACUGAAGUUCAAUAACUAUGGGAGGAGUCCGACUGGCUGCUCAGAUUCCUUGAUGACUUUCUUUUGGAUCUGUUUACCUAAAUCAAGGCUAAUUCUUGCUGCCAAGUGUACAGGGGGUGUGCUUUUCCUGUUCAUUUUAUUAUUGUUUAUUUCUCAUCAUGAUCAUUAUCGUAAUCUUAUGAUCCUCAUGUUGCAAAUUCUAGGACUGUUGUGUAUGUUCUAUGCAUGUAUAAAGUUUCUGUGUAUCUUGAAGGCAGUAAAACAGCAAUAAGUUUAAUAUGUUCCUUUGGUGUA